AUGAAAACCGCGCUAAAAGGUUUUGAAAAAACUGGUAUUUGGCCAACAAACGAGGAAUUUUUCACUGACGAUGCCUUUUUACCAGCCGAGACAACUAAUAUUCCCAUUGCUGAGACAGAAAUUGCCCCUACUCAAGUAACUCAAGUCGCUGAUUUUACAGAAAAUAAUUCCUUCAAUGAUCCCUCAACCCCACCUCCCAGAGAACUAAAGGAAACUAGCAACGAAACUCAAAAUGGCUCUUUACCCUGA
Messenger RNA from Acanthoscelides obtectus, 249 nucleotides. NCBI's taxonomy places the organism in Eukaryota, Metazoa, Arthropoda, Insecta, Coleoptera, Chrysomelidae. The record is from the annotation of a GenBank genome assembly.